AUGGCCGAUGAAAAUUACACGCGUGAAGAUGAAGAAUUUGAGGAUGAGGAGCUCAAUGAGACCGUAAGUAUACAGUCUCCCACAUUAUCGUUAUCAAUUGUUGACUGUUGCCUCCAGAGCUUCAAAUCAGUGAAGGAUGCCGUGCUAUUUGCCAUAGAUAUCAGCAGCUCAAUGCUGAAGCCUCGUUCAUCACCAGAUGCAAGGAAAUACAAUGACGAGUCGCCUGCGUCGGCUGCAUUGAAGUGUGCAUACCAUCUGGUUCAACAGCGCAUUAUCUCAAACCCUCGUGAUAUGAUCGGCGUCAUGCUCUAUGGAACUGAUUCAUCCAAGUUCUACGAUGAAGAUGAGAGUGGAGACCUUUCAUAUCCUCACUGUUACUUGUACACAGACCUUGAUGUUCCAUCAGCCGAGGAGGUCAAGCACUUGCGGUGUCUGGCAGACCCAGUGGCAGAUGACGAAGAUGCAAGGGGCAUCCUCAAACCAUCUCAAGAGCCAGUAUCCAUGGCCAAUGUGCUGUUCUGCGCAAAUCAAAUUUUCACCUCCAAAGCCCCAAACUUCCUAUCCCGUCGGCUAUUCAUUGUGACCGACAAUGAUGAUCCUCACUCAGAGAACAAGGCCCUGCGUUCUGCGGCGACAGUUCGAGCAAGGGACUUGUAUGAUCUUGGCGUGAACAUUGAAUUGUUCCCCAUCUCAGAACCGGAUCGUGAAUUUGAUACUGCUAAAUUCUACGAUGAUAUCAUCUACAAAACUUCACCUAGUGAUGGAGAUGCACCGGUCUAUCUGCAACCAGACACCAACACAGCAACGGCUAAAGGUGAUGGCCUCUCUUUGCUCAACUCUUUGCUGUCUAGCAUAAACUCUAGAUCCGUGCCCCGUCGGUCCCUCUUCUCAAAUGUGCCCCUCGAGAUUGGCCCCGAUCUUAAAAUAUCCAUCAACGGAUAUCUGCUUUUGAAGAAACAAGAACCUGCUCGCAGUUGCUUUGUUUGGCAGGGUGGCGAGGUUCCUCAGAUUGCCAAGGGCGUCACGACACAAAUGGCCGACGAUACUGCACAAGAAGUAGAAAAGGCUGACAUCCGCAAGGCGUACAAAUUUGGUGGGGAGCAGGUCACUUUCACAACCGAAGAAACACAAGCUUUGCGGAAUUUCGGUGAUCCAGUCAUCCGCAUCAUUGGCUUCAGGCCGCUCUCGGCCCUUCCAAUCUGGGCUAACGUUAAGCAUCCCUCAUUCAUCUACCCCUCUGAGGAAGGCUAUGUCGGCUCAACACGUGUCUUCUCUGCUUUGCAUCAGAAACUCCUUGACUCCAAUAAAUUGGCAUUGGUGUGGUUCAUUCCUCGCAAGAAUGCCUCCCCGGUCUUGGCUGCAAUGAUUGCUGGAGAAGAAAAGGUUGACGACAAUGGCGUGCAAAAACUCCCACCUGGGAUGUGGGUAAUUCCAAUCCCCUUUGCGGAUGAUGUCCGCGAGAAUCCACCGACAUCAUACAAUCCAGCACCGGAGGAAUUGAUAAAUGCUAUGCGGGAUGUGAUCCAGCAACUUCAGCUUCCAAAAGCCGUUUAUGAACCCUCAAAAUACCCAAAUCCCGCCUUGCAGUGGCACUAUCGAAUUCUGCAAGCUAUCGCUCUGCAAGAAGACAUCCCCUCUGCGCAGGAGGAUAAAACCAUCCCGAAAUACCGACAAAUUCACAAGGUUAGUUUUGUAAAGAAGGGGGACUACUACCAGCUUUUACUGACUGGAUGUCUGUUGCAGCGUGCUGGCGAGUAUGUUGAUGAAUGGGCCCAGAAGGUCAACGCCCAUAUACCGAGCAUUUCCAGUGGAGCGACCAAGUCUACAUUGGUGAAACGGGGUGCCAAGUCUGAAGGUUCUGAUGACCCUCCACCAAAGCGACCAAAGAUUGAAUCUGGCUCUGGGGUGGAAGAGGAAGUGAAGCGUAGCUUUGCCAAGGGCGCUGUUUCCAAGCUCACGGUCGCCGUUCUUAAGGAGUUCCUACAUUCCCAUGGCUGGGCUAAUGCGGGCAAGAAAGCGGACCUUGUGGAAAGAGUCGAGCAAUACUUCGAGGAAAAGCGUUAG
Molecule: messenger RNA, 2064 nt
Organism: Penicillium salamii
Lineage: Eukaryota; Fungi; Ascomycota; Eurotiomycetes; Eurotiales; Aspergillaceae
Source: the annotation of a GenBank genome assembly